AUGGGGGUGGCAGGCCCUGCUGCAGCCAUGGGACAGCCUGUCCCAGGGGCUGGGAGUGUGCCUGCGGGCACCAGCACCGGGGGCAAAGAGCACUUCCUGGCUACAACAGACCUGCUGCAAGCUUGCCAGUGGUGCCCGGCACAGACUAACCUUGUGGAUGCUCCAACAGGUGUGGCCAAGGUGCGAAGUGGAAGUGCUGACAGUCCUGUGAGUGCUGCUUCCUCAACUGCUCAGUCAGUCCCUGUCCCCCUGCCUGGGAAGAACCCCACAGGCCUGCCUGUAGGCCAAAGCAACUCAGCUUCCCUGCCAGCUUCCAGCACUCACGCUCCAACACAUGGCACAGUUGUGCCCCUACAAAGGACCUCCUCAGCUCCACUGCAGCCUGGCUGGCAUCAUGGAGAUGUGGGCAAGGACAUCCGUGAGAACACUGACACUCGUUGGCAAGAGCUCUUCAACAUCAAGUUGCAGAUUGUGCAGUACCUGAAAGCAGUCUUUGUAGUCUGUGUAGUAGCAGCCACCUUUUUCCUGAUACUUGUAUUGGUGCUGUGCUGCACAGCAGCCUGCUACUGCCUGAAGAAAGCCAUGGGGAAAGGCUCUGCAGAUCCAGGACACAAGCUGGAAACAGGCAGCUUCCUUUCCAGUCUGAAGAACAAGAGGAGCUCCCCUGACACAGCUCAAAUCUCAGCCAAAGAGCAGAUGCCAGAGCAGCCAUUGAAGACAGCACAAGUGGAGCAUCCACCCAGCCCACUGGAGACAGUGGCAGAGGAGCAGCCACGCAGAUCACAGGAGCCAGUGCCACAAAGGCGUCCACCCAGCACACUGGAGACAGUGGCAGAGGAGCAGCCACGCAGAUCACGGGAGCCAGUGCCACAAAGGCGUCCAUCCAGCACACUGGAGCCACCUCCAGAGGAGUAUCCACGCAGAUCAUGGGACUCAGUGCCACAGAGGCACCCACCCAGACCUCAGCACUCCAUGUCAGCCAGAUCCACGGUGGGGCCACCGAGCUCCCCGAGCAAGACCUUUCAGCAGCCCAGUCAGCAAUGGAGCCAUUCGGCAUCCUCCCACCGCACCAGUCAGCACAGCAACCGAGACUAAGGCUCCUCCUGUUUGUGCUGUGAAGAAAUCAAAGUGGGUUUGUGACAUGGCUUGGUGAGGGCUGCAAGGAAGAUUGGUCCAGUCUAAAGGUUUCUUCACAAUGGAGACAGAGGAGCCCUGUGAAACGGCAUUUGAAUGGAGAGUGCAGGGGACUGAUCCCCGUGGGGAGCAUCCACCCAGGACACCGAAGACAGUAGCUGUUGUGUUUGUGUACUACCUUUUACCUUGUGUAUUUCUGUCUGUAGCUGUAUAGAUUGCAAAUACCUGCUUGUAUGUUGUGCUAAGCUGUCACUAUAAAGCUUCAUUCCUUAAUUCCCA
This is a messenger RNA of Pogoniulus pusillus (Red-fronted tinkerbird), 1413 nucleotides long. RefSeq lists its product as uncharacterized. The record is from RefSeq and is a predicted model, not a curated record. Bases 1 to 1095 code for a protein of 364 amino acids. NCBI's taxonomy places the organism in Eukaryota, Metazoa, Chordata, Aves, Piciformes, Lybiidae. The transcript is spliced from 7 exons.